AUGACAGACAUCUCAGGUCUGGCGUUUGUUCGAGUCGCUUUGUUUGUUCUUGGAUCUCUCCUCUGCACAAACGGAGCAACAGUACUCUGGUCCAGCUCAGCCACGUCAGGGAAGUUAAGAUGGUCAGAUGCGUCAAAUUGGAUCAACAAUAAAAUUCCUGGACCUGGAGAUAGCAGUCAAAUUGCAGUGUCUGGUUCCUACACUGUCCUGGUUGACAAAGAUGUGGUGAUUAACAGUCUUGUAAUUGGUUAUGGAACUUCAAGUAUCCAAUUAACGAUUGACUCUGGUGUAACUUUCAACGUCACUGGAUCAAUGGUCAUUAUGUGUCCUACUGUAACAGUUCUUGGUCAUUUGGUUGUGGAUAAUCUUCAGUGGUCUGGCAAGUACUUGGAUGGGAGUACUAGUGUUGGAUCAUCUUUGACAAAUGGCCAGGUGACUGUAUCCUCAUUGUUUCUUGUUGAACGCGGUUUGUAUGAUCAAAAGUAUCUAAGGGAUGUUACUGUUACCAACAAGAAUAAUUUGACAAUCGACACAUCAAUGGACAGUAGUAGUCGCUAUUUGUAUUGCCAGUAUUGUCGAGUAAUAAAUGAGAAGAAUGCCACCAUUCUGUCCAAUGGGGUUAGGAUGAACUUGAAUGGUCGGCCUUCACAGUCGGAUGAUGAUGGAUUUGGUGCUGGAAUUAUCAACCAAGGUCAUCUCAUCAUCACAUCUAGCAGGUCAUCCUCAUACAGAUACUGGUACUGGGACAUUCGUAACUCAGGAACCGUAAAAGUGUUGUCAGGGUAUUAUGGAACCAGUUCCUACGUUUACUUCUACAAUCGGAUAAUCAAUAAUGGAUUAUUUCAAGUGUACAUGAGUUACGUUUACUUUCAGAGCAAUUCAUGGCUUCAGCCUUCCAAUGGUUCAUGGGAGAUCUACGGUUUUCCAUUUCGUUACCAGAAUGCACCCAGACCACAGGGAGAGGGAUAUCAGUGGCAAUGGAAAGAGUACCUACAUGAUGUUUACCAGAAUAAAAGUGCAGAUCUAUGGGAUCCAAAUUAUAUCCCAAGUAUAUAUCUUCAAUACAUGACAAGUGGACGGGAUCUACACUUCAACAAACUGACAAUGUUUGGGCGUGUCUUAUUUCGAACAAAUAGUAUACGAGCAACGACUAUCUAUUUCUCAAGUGGCUUUCAUCUUGGAAAACUAGGAGAGAUGCAGUUGCAACGGUACUCAUCAAGUUCUAACAACAACAAUGACAACAAUAAACUUGUAAUCGGUAAAUCAGGAUCAGGAGACUUUGAUGUGAACUUGGCAACUAUUGGAAGUGGAUGGAGUGUAGAGAUAGGUUCUGGAAGUCGAGUGACUACAUACAGACGACUUGUUGUCCAAGAAGGAGCACGUUUUCUUGUUGAGCCAGGAUCCGGCAAUGUGGAUUUCAUGAAGUAUGUCGUUGUCAAGAGUACAGGGAGUUUGAUGGUCUUUGGUCGUAGCAACACUACAAUCAACGGUAUUAUAUUUGUUCAAGGGAUGUUAAACAUUUCAAAUAGUAAUGUCAAAGUCUCUAAUACUGGUGAAUUUCGGUUCACCCAAGGCUCAAUUGUUGGUAAAUCAUCACACUUGUAUGUCCACAAGCUUGCAAACAUCAGCGGAGAUUUCGGAAAAACAAUAGAUGGCGUUACAGUUCAUGUUGAAAAGUCAAAUGAAAUCACAAGUUAUGUGAUUGCAGAAUACUUUCAGUAUCGUUUAGAUACGGACCUUACAUCAAAACUCAAUGGCAUUUACUACUUUCCUGGCACUCAGAGUAAUGGUUACACCCUUCCACAAGAGUUUGACGAUCCUGCAACAGAACCUAACACUGUUCAAUUUUUGGAUAGUCUGGACCGAAAGAAUGAACAAUAUGGCAGUAGUCCCAUUGCUGUAACAUCGACAUUUGGUUGGUUUGACACCAGCUCUGUAUUGUCUUUUACAUACCGUUAUGCAUUCAGGUUGUGGACAUUGCUUCAGAUAGAUGACAAAGGAUUAUAUACAUUCUUUAUUGACAGUUCUUAUGGCAUGCGAGUUCGCCUGUGGCUGAAUGACACAGUUGUUUUUACUGGAACUCAGUACCGCUUCUUGAUCUCAGGAAAACAAAAAGCUGGAUCAUUUACCUUGCAGACAGGUCUCAAUCGACUUCGGCUGGAUGUUAUUCAAGAAAGCUCAUACUGGAGUACUCGAAAUGCACUGAUUGUGACAUAUUCUGGUCCAUCAUUCAGUGAGAGACCGAUCCCUAAAGAUAAGCUAUUCCUCAGGAGAACAUUUACAAAUGGUACAAUGCAGUUUGCCAAUCCAAAAUUCAAUACCUCCAAGUUUAUUUCCCCUGUUAGUACUUUGACAGUUGGAGGUAAAGGCCUCAUUUUUGCAAAGAAUGGAGUAUCUCUUACUAUUGGCAAAACUGGCAUUCUGGAAAUUGUUGAUGACAUAAUUUGGUUUUCUCAUUCAUCCUUUGGUUCUAAGUCCAAGAUAAUUAAUUUUGGUAAAGUAAUCAAAACUGGUGAUGAUGGUGUGGCCACCUUCUUCGCUGACUACAGCUCUAGGGGUGGAUCUCUGACAUCAUCUUAUGGUCUCUUGGAGUUCAAAGAUGCAACCAAAGAUGGUGGCCUGGCUCUUUGGAAUAAUCCUGCUGGUGGAAGCUGGUUUGAUGCCACCAACUGGGUUCCACCCAAAGUACCAUCUUCUGCUGACGUUGUCCACAUUACUUUGGAAGGGACAUUCCUUGUUAUUAUUCCUGGUCACAGCAAUGCUACCGUUCUAUCUCUAACUAUUGGCUCUGCUUCUAGCUUUCCCGAACUUGUUGUUGGUCAUUUUGGAAAAUUGACGGUCACUGACCGACUGGAUCUGUAUGCUAAAGUAACAACCAUCAAUGGAAUAGUAUUGGCACAGUAUGUUUCAUGGACUGGAGAGAGGAUUCGUGGUAGUACGUUUGCUGGUGAGAUCAUAGCAAAAGGCAAUAUUGCAAUUAUUAAAGGUGCAUAUAAUUCCAAGUAUCUGUCACAUGUAAAUAUCACUGCCUGGAAUGGCCUUACCAUUGAUUCAAGUUUGGACAGCAAUAACAACUACUUGUACUGUGAUAACUGCUUUGUCAUAAAUGAGGCAUCAUCUACUAUGCUGAUGAACACGAUGAGAUGGUCUGUGCAAAGUUAUGGGUCAACUGUGACAGAUGGGUUUCGUGUUGGUCUCAUUAAUCAUGGUUUGCUUGUCUUCGAACUUCAGUCCUAUGCAUAUUUUUACUGGGACAUUCUUAACUAUGGAGAGAUCAAGAUUGUUACCAAGAGAUAUCGAAGCUCUUAUACACUGUACAUGUAUGGAACUUUGAUCAAUAACAACUUGACCCAAGUAUAUGCAACUAACGUAGAGUUUCGAAACAGUAGACCUUUUCCCCAGACUAACAAUGGAAUGUGGAUUAUUCACGGGCAGCCAGUAAGAUAUCAGAACGCUCCCCCUCCUGUAGGGCAAAAUCAGCCAGGUGGCUGGAAAGAAUUCCUAGCCGAUCUUUACCAGAAUGCCUCAGAUCCAACCACUGCACUGUGGGAUCCUAGCUACAGAAUUUCCAUUUCCAUUCGCUAUACAUAUUUUUCAUCCAGUUCUCCUGGACGUUACAACUUCAAUAAACUCAUAGCUUAUGGUGUUGUUGAUUUGAGAACCUACAGUUGCCGAUACGUAAUACUUCAAUUCAAUCAAGGUUUGUACAUGGGAGAAUUAGGUAAACUAGACAUGCAAAGUACUUCUUCGUCUGAUUCCAGUUGGAAUGCAAUAGAAGUUGGUGAUAAUACUGGGAUGACAGUAGGAGAAGCUUACAUUCAGAGUGGUUGGAAUGUAACUAUUGGUCAAAAAUCAAUUGUCACAUUUUACCGUUAUGUGACAGUUUAUGAAAGGGGACGGCUUACAUCUUAUGAAGACUCAGAAUUAACAUUUCAUGACCAUGUAAUUGGUCGAUCUUCAUCUAUUUUUCAUUUCUCUGGUAGCACAGUGAUCUGUCUCUCUACGUUUUCUUCUGAAGGAUCUGUUGAGGUUGGAAAUGGAAGUUUAAGCAUUUAUGAUGGUUGGAGUCAGUCUGAAGGUCAGGUAACAGGAUCUGGAGGUACUAUUUACCUUUAUGGAGGUUGGAAUAUAACCGGUGACUAUGAUAAGACUCUGAAAGGCAUAAACCUUGUGCUUGAUUUACCUUCAGCUCAUUCUAAGACCAGGAAUGGUAUUAUUGCUGACUAUUUUCAGUAUCGUGUUGACACUGACAGAACAUCAAGACUUAAUGGUUUGUAUUAUUUUCCUGGUGAUCGUUCAUCAGGGUACACACUUCCAUCUUACUUUGAUAAUUCAUCAGCAAUACCCAAUGUUGAGAGGAUUGAGUCAACAAUUCAGCACUUUCCAAAACAGUAUGGUACAGGUCCACUUCAUGUUCAAAAAACUGGAGGCCCCCCAGACACUAAUGAUCCACGUUCGUUUACUUAUCGAUAUGCAGCAAGACUGUGGACUUUUCUUAAAAUAGAUGUAGCAGGCGAUUAUACUUUUUAUUUUGUACCUGGGUACAGCCUCAGAAUUCGUCUUUGGAUCGACGAUCAACUGCAAGAAACUGGGACUAGGCAAUAUUUGCCAUUCCCAUCGUUGGUUUUAUCUGGUCCAUACAAUCUAGCAAUUGGAUAUCGAAAGAUUCGUGUUGAUUAUUUGGUUGAGUCAAGCUACUGGACCUCAACUGGUAGUACUCUGCUAGUGUACUAUUCUGGACCAGGUUUCAACAAAAAGCUCAUUCCAUCUAACAAGCUAUUUUAUCAUGAUGGGUUAAACUACGUUAAGCCAUCUUAUUCUCUGCCUACCACAAACAAAGCUUCAUUUUCUGGAAAUGGACUCGUGUUAGCCCAGAAUGCUGUCAAUGUCACAAUAUGUAGCAAAUGUGAAUUUCGUGUUUUGGAAGAUGUUUUGUGGUAUUCAGACUUAGGCCUCGGAGGAGUGACCUCGUUUGUCAACUCUGGCUUGUUUGUGAGGACAGGUAUGCCUGGUACAGCUGUUAUCUAUGGCAAGUAUACUGGUAAAGCAGGAAGCUACCAAACAACAGUGACUGGUUUGCUUGAGUUUAGAGAUGCUGCUAUCGCUGGUGGAUUGGCUAUUUGGGUAAAUCCUAAUGGUGGCAGUUGGACUGAUCCCAAGAAUUGGAGUCCCCAGCGUGUCCCUCGUCCUGGGGAUGUUGUCCAUAUCACUCACCCUGGUACUUAUCAAGUACUCAUCCCAAGCUACAUGACAGUCAAUGUGACAUCAAUCUCAAUUGGCUCUGUGCGGAGCUCAGCUGAGUUGGUUAUUCAGCAAUCCAGCAAAGUUUACAUUCAAGACAGGAUUGGGGUGCAUGCACCACGGUUCACAGUCCAAGGUCUUUUAAAGACCAGCAGAUUGACUUGGACAGGACAGUAUCUUGCUGGGUCUAGCAAUUUGCCUGGAAAGCUGAUAGUCGAUUCAUCUAUUGUCAUUGUUAAAGGCAGUUACAGUUCAAAGUAUUUGCAAUAUAUAACAAUUCAAAACAAGGGCAAUUUUACAGUGGACAGCACUUUUGGUUCAAGCAGCUAUAUUUACUGUACAGAUUGUCUAGUUUACAACUAUGGCGCAAUGUUGUUAUCUACAGCUCGCUGGUAUCAAAGUUCAAGUUCGAUGUCACAGCGUGCAGAUGGAUUUCGAAAUGGAAUAGUUAACUAUGGUCAUGUUGUUGCUGAACUGCAGACAGCACCAUCAUAUAGCAACUAUUUCUACUUCUAUUGGGAUAUUCUUAACUAUGGCAAUUGGUCAGUCAUCUGUAAAUACAUGAGCAGCAACUGUUACUUCAGACAACGUGGAGUUCUUGCCAAUUACGGCCGACUUCGUUUCUAUAUGGUGUCUAUUUAUCUUGAAAAUUCUGGAAUGCCUGUUCAGUUAGCUCAAACAAAUGGUACAUGGGAAAUGUUUGGUCAGCCAUAUCGAUCCAACGAUCUCGAGCAACCACCUGGUUAUCAGAAACAAGGAGACUGGCAAGCUUACAUUGAUAACGUUUAUGAAAACAUCAGCAUGGGGUUUUGGAAUGUGGAUUACCAGUAUCGUCUUUAUCUUCGAUACUUAUAUAACGUGAAGUUGUACUUUAAUGACUUUCGUGCUUACGGUCGAAUCUUGAUACAAUCUUAUCAAUGCAGGCAAACUGAGCUAUAUUUUGAUACCAGACUUGACCUCGGUUUUCAGACUGAUUUAAACUUGCGCAAAUAUUCAUCUUCCACAGAUGGAAAUCUUUUAAUGUGUGGAUAUAACAGUAUAGUGACUUGGCGACAAAUUACCUUGGAGCAAGGAUGGAGUGUCAGCAUUGGAGAAAGUAGCAGCCUGACUUCAUCAGGUCGAGUUGCCAUUAAUGGGGGAGCGAGUUUGAAAGUUUCUACUGGCUCUUCUGUUGAUCUAAAAGAGUCAUUAGUUUCCCUUGUGGGAUCUGAACUUCAACUGGUAGGAUCUCAAGUAGUUGUUACUGAUUGGACUCACAAAGGAAGAGCUUUACUUGAUUCAUCAACAGUUGAAGUGAGAGGAAACCUUGAGUGGGAGCAAGGUUCACUGUCAUCAACCAAAUCGAGUCUACUAAAAAUCCAACGCAGUUGCUCUAUCUACGGCAACUUACUGAAAACACUUUCAGGAUUGGAUGUUUCGGUUGAAUCACUUAAACAAGGUGAGAUGUUGGGAAUUGUUGCCGAGUACUUUCAAUAUCGAGUGUCAACAUCAACGACAACGCGUCUCAAUGGUUUAUAUUACUUUCCUGGUGAAACUUCUUCAACAUCUUCAUAUGUGCUGCCUACAAAUUUUGAUACACCUAGCACAAAAGCCAAUGUCAUGAGGAUUGAGUCAUCUCUGAAACGUGUACCUCAAUAUUAUGGCAAUGCUCCUCUUGUGUAUGUGUCAGACUCAAUAUCUUAUGAUUCAAACUCAGCAAAGUCGUUUACAUACAGAUAUGCAGCCAGGCUGUGGACUUACCUGAAGAUAGACAAAUCAGGCCAAUACACAUUCUAUUUUCAGACUGGUUAUGGUAUGCGUCUAAGGUUGUGGAUAGAUGACAAGAUAUUCAUCAGAACUCGCCAGUACCUCUAUUUCAGUCGGGAGGAAGAAUCGUCCAAGAUCACUCUUCAAGCUGGGUAUCACAAGUUGCGCAUAGACUACAUGCAAGAAUCAUCAUAUUGGACGUCUCGUGGUGGUAUCAUGUUGGUGUCUUAUAAAGGUCCUGGCAUUAGCAAACAGACUAUUCCAGAUAAUAAACUGUUUGCUGUCAGAGUUAUCAAUGGAAGCCUAACCGCAGCAGCUGUAAACUUGAAAUUGCUUACUAAUACAAAUGUGUGCAAAUCCAGCUUGCCACUGUCUUCCAUGCUAGAUGAUUAUAGUGCAAGUGUUAGCCACAUGUCCAUAGAAGGCACAGGAGUGUUGCUUACACAGAAUGGAGUCAACAUUACUAUCGGGAGGUCUGGCAUUCUUGACCUAAAGACCGACACAGACUGGCCCAAAGCUCCCACACAACGCACACAGCUGAAAGUAGAAGGGAUGGUGGUCAAGAGCAAGGGCAGUGGCAAGAUCAACUUAAACACAGAGUUUGAAGUGCUGUCAUCAACAGGCUGUCUCAAGUCUGUCUCAGGAACAUUGGAACCUGGCAUUAAGAAAGGUACUGUGGUGACUGGUGCUCCCAUCACAGUUAAUUCCUCCACAACUGCUGCAGCAACUCAAGCCACAACAACUGCAGUUCCAGUUACUGCACCUCCUGGCAUAUUGUUGCUAUGGAAAGGUGGCAGUGGCCUAUGGGAAGACCCAACCAAAUGGAAUAAACGCAUACCAAACGUCAAUGAUAACAUACGCAUUCAAGCAUCUGUCUCUGAUCAAAUUACACUGACUAGUAUUGUGACAAUCAAGACACUAGACAUCAGUGGAGCACGACUUGUUGUGAUGCGUUCCAGUCAGCUGACUGUCACUGAUCGUUUUAUUCACUCAGCUGAACGACUAGACAUAUAUGGGGUAUUAUUGGUAAAAUCUUUCACUUGGUCAGGUCAGUACAUAUAUGGAGCAUCACAAAACACAGGUUCAGGUGUUUUUGGUGAGAUCACCGUCACUGACAAAAUGAUUAUACAGAAAGGUUCACAUGGUUACAAAACUCUCUAUGAUAUUAACUUGCAUUCUAAAACGAAUUUGACUGUUGAACAGACACUGGAGUCAUCAUCAAGUCUUACGUGCUCAAAUUGUAUCAUCGAUAUUGCCAAAGAUUCACUUUUUUUUCUUCCUGGUGUGAAUUUGUAUUCUGGCUCUACAAGCCAUCAGAGACCAACCCAAUCAGAUGGCUUCAGAUGGGGACUUAUCAACCAUGGCAAUGUUGUGAUGGCCAAUCAACGUUCAUCAUCAUGGAGGUGGGACACAAGAAACUAUGGCAACCUGACCAUUGUAUGUGUCUAUUACUCUAACACAUAUUCAGUAUCCUUCUAUGGAAAUGUGUUGUUCAACAAUGGCACAGUUAGUUCUUACUCAUCCAGCUUGUAUUUCAGUAGCAAUGUCAAACUCGUGUCAAAUGAAGGCAGCCUUCAUGUAUAUGGCAUUCCAGGCAUUUAUGCUUCCAACUACAACGUGAUACCAGGUUAUCGCAAGCCAUGGCUUUAUGAAGAAUACAUACACUACGUGUAUGAUAAUCAUACAUAUAUGCCAAUGAUCUGGGACUUGAAUCCAACACUAUACAUUCAAUUUUCAUCCUUCAACAGGAAAGAAAUAGUUGUUCUAGAUCUACGGACAUAUGGGAAAGUCAACUUAUAUCUUUCCGGUUGGCAGCACAGUCAGAUGGUGGUAAGUGGCAACUUGUACAUGUCUCCCGAAUCAAUGGUUCAGUUAGGUAGCUAUGGAUCAUCUUCAUCCUAUACCAACAACACAUUAUCUGUUGGAGAGAACGCUACUACAGUAGUGUUUGGAAAUGUUUAUAUUGGCUCUCCAGGUUACGAACUGCAAGUAAAUCCUAGAAGAGUGAAUGUCACAUUUAGAAAAGUCAAAAUCAGUGGACGCUUUGUUGUAAACAGUUUCUCUGUCACUGUGACUCAUGAACUGGUGAUUGGUCCCAGUGGGAUAGUUGUGGCUAAAGACAACCCUUCAGAUGAUAUCAAAAUGUUUCAGCUUCAAAGUCUGCAAGCAAUGGGACCUGCUGUGUUCAAGUCUUCUAGUGUCACUGUGCUGGACAGAUUGUUGUGGAAACAAAGUUACAUUGAGGGUAACAACACGUUAAUGUACAUUAGAGGAAUUGGUGAAAUUUCUGGUAAUCGUGGCAAAACAUUGGAUGGAAUCAACGUGAUCAUCGAAUCUCCAAGUACGGUAUGUCCCAAAUCAGGAGUGAUUGCAGAGUAUUUUCAGUAUCGUGUUGCAACUGCCACUACCCCCGUAAUAAGUUCAAUCAACAGCUAUUAUUAUCCAGGUAGUACAACCUCUAAUAAUGUGUUGCCACAACAGUUUGAUAACACAUCAGCAGUGCCCACCUACACAACUAUUGAGUCUGGCAUCUCACGAUUGCCCCAAUAUAAUGGCAAUGCUCCAUUAGUUUUCAAUGAUAACAACCCGAACAACAUUAAUUCUAGCUCUCCACUGUCGUUCACGUACAACUAUGCUGUAAGGCUGUUUACAUUUCUCAAGAUUGAUCAGACUGGAAAUUACAAAUUCUAUUUCAUCAGUGGUCGUGGUCGUGUUCGUCUUUGGAUUAAUGAUCAAGUCUAUUUUACUGGUCGGUCGUACACAAGCUUUAUGGAGGAAGAGAAGACCCAAGACAUCUAUCUGAGUGCAGGUUUUCAUAAAUUACGAGUGGACAAUUUCAUUAUUUCCAGUUACUGGAGCACGCGUGGCAACAUGCUGUAUGUUCUUUAUGAGGGUCCAGGAGUUACAAAACAGACUUUACCCGAGGACAAACAAUUCUUAUGCAAGGUCAAUGGUACAACUGGUAUGAAUGAUUAUGUUACUAGAAAUCCUCAAGAGUCAAGUUAUAUGAGCAUUGGAGGAAAAGGCUUGAUUUUGUCUAGAAACAAGGCGUCAGUAACAGUGAAGAAGUCAGGGCAACUGGAUUUUGUGGCCAACACAGUUUGGUAUUCAUCUGGUAACUUCUCGUCAACAUUCUAUAAUUAUGGUGUGAUAAGUAAGACUGGUCCAUUAGGCUCAGCCACUGUAUGUGGCUUGUACAAAAAUAAAGGUGGAACAUUGAUCCUCAACAGCGGAAAUAUUGACUUCAAACAUCCUUCUCAAGGAGGGUGUGGUCUUGUAUUUUGGAAUAAUUCUGCAGGUGGGGCUUGGAGCAAUCGCUACAACUGGGAUCCUGCACGUGUUCCUGAUGAGACUGAUCUGGUCUAUAUUACACUUUCUGGCUCUCCCAUUGUUGUUAUUCCUGGAUUGUACUAUGCUCGUGCCAACACUUUGAUUGUUGGCGGUGCUGACAGUAAUCCUCAACUAAGAGUAGAAUUGUAUGGCAAGCUCAAUGUGACUGAUCGAAUGGACAUCUAUUCUGACACAUUGAUUGUAAGAGGGACUGCUGACGUAGGACAACUCACGUGGAGUGGUAAAACCAUUGAAUCUGGUUCAACUUCAGCAACUGAUUUGGGUGUGAUCUACAUCCAUGAAAAUUUUAAUAUUCUCAGGGGAGCUAUAAGCAACAAAUACAUCAAUAAUAUGCACAUCAUAAGCAAAGGAAAUCUGACAGUUGAUAUGUCUUUGUAUGGAGCCACUAUACAAGGAGCAUCUUCCAAACUGAGCAACUUGGGUUACAUGUUGACUAUUCCUAUUUCUCUUCAACAAAGUGGGCAGCAAGUCGUGUUGGAAAACAAUGGCACUUUAGCUAUAGACAUGAGAACACGAUCAACAUCAUGGUAUUGGGAUGUGGUCAACAAUGGAAAUUUUGUACUUUAUUGUGCUUACUGUAUGCAAGGCAGUUCAUACUACCUUAGCUUCUAUGGAAAAGUAGACAACAAAGCAGUUAUUACAAGUUAUGGAGCCAGCUUGAAUAUAUAUGGCACUUACUCGGGUAAGCACUAUCUUGGAGCAGUGGUUGUGAAGGGUAUUCCAUCGUGGAAGAGUGGAACCCAGAACCCACAUUUGCAAGCGUAUGGAAAUUGGAGUGAACAUGUCAAUGAGCUGUACAGAGAACCUGUAUUGUGGGAUAUACGAUAUCAAACUAGUGUAAACUUCAACGUUCGUAGUCCAGAUGGAUACAGAUUUGAUUCGUACAGAACCUAUGGAAAUGUUUACACGACAGUUAGGUAUUCAACAGCACAAAGUGACAGUCCUGCGUUGGUGUUCUACAAAGAGCUUAUCGCCUCAAAAGAAUCAACUUUGUACUUCCAGUCAACAAGCUACAAGCCACAGAUUGCAUUUGGAGAUGGAGCAUCUGUACUUGUAGAUUGUCUUCGUAUGCAAGGGGGAUGGAUUAUGAAUUUGACUGGUGCUAACUUUACAGCUGCUAGAUACACAGUUUUGGAAUCUGACAGUCAGUUGGUAUCUAAUAGAUCAGCUGAUGUCCUCAAUCUAAAGGGAUCUGUAUCUCUACAGCACAGUUCAGUCUUUUCGGUAUCUCGCAGGGAUGUGAAGAUAGACGGAGCAAUGUCAUUGGCUGGAACCCUAGAAGUAAACAAUGGCAUUGGAGACAUUACAGAGCAGCUUACAUGGACAGAUGGCACUUUAAAAGGAAUUCACGGACAACUAAACCUUCAUGGAGGAGGUGCUAUAUCUAGUGAUUUUGUCAAGACAAUGGAUGGAAUUACUGUGAAGCUGGAAGUGCCAAAGAGGAAAGUGGACUACUCUGGUGUUGUGGCUGAAUUUUUUCAGUAUCGAUUGCCUACUGCUCUGACUCCUCAGAUAAGCAGCAUCUCAUCCUAUUAUGUUCCUGGCUCAUUAAGUUCAUCUGGGUAUCUUCCUAAACACUUUGAUAAUUUGACCUACACUCCCAAUAUUGUACGACUUGACUCAUCUUUGACUCACCUCUCAACCAGGUGGGGCAAUGGUCCCAUCAAGUACCUUACAUCUGGCUAUGGAGUUGACUAUUCAUCUCCUGAAUCAUUUACAUACAACUAUGCUGUUCGAUAUCUAACCUUCCUAAACAUUGUCACUAGUGGCAUGUACAGAUUCUACUUCGUUAGUGGAAGAGGUCGAGUUCGUCUGUGGAUUGAUGAUAAAAAGACAUUCGAAGGAAGAUCAUACACUAGUUUUCUUGAGGAGCAACAAACUAGUUAUUACAACCUCUAUGCUGGAUACCAUAAAUUACGUGUUGAUCUGUUUGUGACAUCCAGCUAUUGGAAUUCAUAUGGAAGCAUGAUUAUUGUCAAACUGGAAGGACCUGACACUCCAAAGCAAAUUCUGUCAGCUCAGAACUUAACUUAUGCAUACCAAAAUGGCUCUAACUGGGUUUAUGCUAGUGAUCACAUGCCUGAUGGGAGGUCAGACAGUGUGCUGUCAUUUGCAGGAGAAGGAUUGGUUGUUGCUAAGUCAGGAUCUGUUCUUAACGUCACGUCAUCAGGAAGUCUACAAAUUCUGGAUGAUGUCAUUUACUACUCACAUUCAGCACUAGGCGCCACUGCUCGAAUAAUCAAUUCUGGUGUUAUUAACAAGACUGGUGAUGCUGGUAUAGCCACGUUUUAUGCUGUUUAUGACAAUCAAGGUGGUCAGCUGGUUGAGACUAUGGGUGACAUAGAAUUCUUAGAUGCAGACAUGCAUGGUGGAGUAGCUUUGUGGAACAAUCCGAAUGGUGGGAGUUUCCUAGAUGCAACGAACUGGGUUCCACCAAGAGUACCUCAGGCAACUGAUAUUGUCUAUGUCACUCUUGCUGGUACAUAUAAACUCAUAAUUACUAGUCCAACACCUCUCACUGUUCGAUCUCUAAUAUUGGGUGCCUCAAAAAGCACACCAGAUGUGUUGAUUGAGCAUCUUACUACCUUGGUGGUAACUCACCGUCUAGACAUUCACACUGACCAAGUUGAGCUGCAGGGAUCCAUAAUUGCAAGUCAUCUGAGUUGGAGUGGAUCGUUCAUAAGGGGCACUGCUGGUAUCGGUAAGGCCUCUAUCAUAGCCCAAAAAACAAUUGUUAUAUUCCGUGGAAACUUCGCAAACAAACAACUGAGUAUGGUUGACCUAUCUAACUAUGGAAAUAUGACGAUUGACCAAACGAUGGAUAACGGACAGAUCUAUUGCCAGGGCUGCCGCGUACGGAAUGAACAGGAUGCUCAUAUCAUCUCUUAUAGGUGUAAUCUAUAUGGCUCUACAAAUGGAGCUUCUCCCGAUGAUGACGGUUUUGUGUAUGGUCUGAUCAAUUAUGGUGUAUUUACUCAAAUAUGGGCUACAAGUACAUCGUCCGUUAACAUGAGGUGGCAUUUGAGAAACUAUGGACGAAUUAUCUGGCUCAACACUUAUUAUGGUUCCACACCUUCUGUAUACCUAAGAGAAGUGUUAAUCAAUAAUGGUGCUAUCGAGUCAUACAUGGUGUCCCUCUACUUCUAUUCUGCCAAACUUCCUUCUUCCAAUGGAACUUGGAGUAUUUACAGCAUUCCAGCUAGGCAAUACAGAUUGAGAACCCCAUCUUGGACUUCAGAAGGAUACAAUGUAGGUCUUCAAUAUGACAAAUUCAUCUAUGACAUGUACCAUAAUGGCACAUUGGAUGUUUACAGACCAGGUGGGUUGUGGAAAUGCUGCUCUGUGGCAGUUUCCUUUAGCAGCAAUUAUGGCAGUGACAUUAGAUUUAACUCAUGGAAUACAUUUGGUUGGGUGACAAUGUCCUUUUCUUCAAAUAGUUAUGAUUCCAGAGUCUAUUUCGAUGGUACAAUAAAUCUGUCUGAGAACACUGAAUUUCAAACGUACAGCUCGACGAGCACAAGGAAUAACACAAUAACAAUAGGAAGCCACGGCAGGACGCAACUGGGACGUCUGACAUAUCUUUCGCGUGGUUGGACGCUUUUGGUAAAAGAAAACGCAACAUUAGUCUCUCUAGGUGAUGUGUCUUCAGUACUUGACUCAUACAUCAACAUCAGUAGAGGACCCGACAUUGUGAUAGCUGGACAACUGAUUGUUCAAGACUCUGCGCGUUUGAACGUCGAUAAUCGGCGCAUCAUAGUCAAGGAUGGACUCUACGUGGCCUCCCAUAUCAACUUGACUAAUUCCCAAAUCGUCUCAGAGAGAAUGAUGCGUUGGACUAAAGGAGAAAUUAAAGGACCGUCUGGUCACGUGUUUGCUCAAGGAGGAGUGGACGUAUAUGAUCAGUACUUCAAGACUCUCAAUGGUGCCACUUUGUCUCUUGACGCGAAACAGUGGCACUCACGUUCAGGUGUUAUCGCUGAAUACUUCCAAUACCGCGUCCAGACGGAUAGAACUCCUCGACGAAGCUCUCUGUAUAGAUAUUAUUCCGGUUGCCCGACAUGCAGUAACUCCGUUCCACAGGCGUUUGAUGACCCUAUGACUGCAUCAAACGUAGCUCGAAUCGAAAAGAACGUGAACCGUAAACCUCGACGUUACGGACACGGUCCUCUGGUGUAUGAUCAAUCAGGUCGUAGUAUUGAUUACUCUUCAGCUGGAAGCUUUACAUACAACUACGCUGUUAGAUUCUCAGCGUUCUUCCGUGUUUGGUACCCUGGAAUGCAUGAUUUCUAUUUUCUGACUGGACGGGGACCAGUCCGCCUGUGGAUUGACGGUAAUAUAAAAUUCACUGGUAGAAGUUAUACAGGUUUCCUAGAAGAGCAGAAAACGAGUGUUUAUUUGACUGAGGGAUAUCAUUUACUACGCAUUGACAACAUUCAGACAUCCUCUAGCUGGAGUUUUGAGAGGAACUUGCUGAUCGUGUCUCACUCGUCCGCUUGCAUUCCCAAACAACCCUUGUCUGAUGAGAAUCUCUACUACAAGAUUGUAAUAAAUGGAUAUGAGCACUUCGCUUCUCCUGCUUUCAAAAGACUCAACGAAUCGAGCGUUUGUUCACUGAAUGACUCGCUCAAGGAUUUGGAGUCUUACAAUAUGGGUGUCAGUUACGGUAGGGUGCGAGGCAGUGGUCUGUUCUUGCCUAUAAACGGCUCUGCAAUCUUUGUGGAGCGCACUGGUGUUCUUGACAUUCGUUCAGACAACAGUUGGGGGUACGACUCAUCGCAAGGAAACAGGACCUACUUGAGCGUGUCUGGAUUGAUUGGAAAAUCUGACGGAAGUGCAGACGUUGGUCUCAAUUGCCUUUUCAACGAUGCUGGAGGAUGCAGAAAGGUGGAGAAAGGCUCCCUCGAUCUCGGAAUUGCAGGAUUUUUAGCCGCGUCUCUUCCACCCCCAGCACCCACACCCACCAAAACAACUCCUGUUGUUAGCCAACCCUUGUGUGUCUCAACUGCUCCUCCGACAACUGAGCUUGUAACAACCACGCAACCUCCAACAACCACACAACCUCCAACAACCACACAACCUCCAACAACUACACAACCUAUUGCAACCACCAGGGUACCUUCUACGUCUUCUCCAACCACCUUUAUGCCAACUACUGGUGCUAUUACUACUGCUGCACAGUCGUCUGCAUCGUCAGGAUUACCUACUUCUGCUGUUACUUCUAGGGUAACACGGAAGACAACUACAGUACCACAAGUCAUCACCAGUAGAGGUGCAACCUGUAAUACACCGCCUUGUGUUGUCGGUACCACAGAGCGAAAGCAACAAGGAACAAUCAGCCAUGGGCCUGCUGCUACUAAUUCUGCUGGUCAUUUUACGCGUAGCGAAUCAACAUACGCAGCGUCAAGGUCAGGAGCGGUAUCAUGGCCUACUGAUCGAUCACUCGGCACUGAAACUGGAGUGAAAGCAUCGCCUACAAUGUCUACGGAAGCUUCCGCUCCGUCUGAUCCAAAUGACUGGAGUUCUGAAGAUGUUUAUGAAUAUAUUGUUCAUCUUUAUGGUGGAAAGUAUUCACAGUAUGCCCGUGAUUUCUCUCAGUAUAAUGGCCAUGACCUUCUCACGCUCAAUGAAGAUCAGUUUAGAUCAAUAGUUCCCGGUGAUGCAGGCACAGCAAUUUACAAUGCUUUGAAAGGAAAAGAAAGAGACGCAAAAUCUACAAACUCAGACAGUGGAAGUGGACUCAGUGUGGCUGUCAUUGCUGGACUAGGAAUUGGAGGUGUUCUUAUACUAAUUGUUGGAACUGUUGUUACCUACAAGUUGAUAGCGACUACAAGAAGAAAAAGAAGAGGAAGCUCCCUUACGAGAUUUGACAAUGAAGUGCCAAGUGCUCCAACAACACAACAGCAUCACUUUGCUAAUCCUCUCUUCGACCAAGCAGAGAUUAUUGAGCAACACCCACAACUGUUUCCGUUUGGUGCACCUGUGCCAUCUUCCGCUUCACCUCCAAGCGGGAAUCCUAACAUCUCACCAUCAUUAAACGUUUAUGAGCCUCUAGAAGAGUAUAGACCGUCUCUUGAAGCUCCAAACCUUGAUGAUCCAGAGUAUGGUGUGAUUCUUGGAAGUUCACCUGAUGCUGGCUACAGUACAUUGGGUAUGCACAAAACUUACAAAAGUUCCGGGGAAGACUCACUCUAUGAUAACCCCAAUGAGGUCAGUCUCAAGUAGGAGACUGCCCGUCACAAACAACAGCUGAAUGCCCUUAGCAAUAAAAUAUAGCUGCGUUUGCUGCAUUUUAAUGUCUAUUUUAUAGCCUUUUUACAUGUUUGCUGCAUUUUAAUGUCUAUUUUAUAGCUUUUUUACAUGUUUGCUGCAUUUUAAUGUCUAUUUUAUAGCCUUUUGACAUGUUUGCAGAUUAUUUUAUCAAGUCUA
This is a messenger RNA of Corticium candelabrum, 16764 nucleotides long. RefSeq lists its product as uncharacterized. The record is from RefSeq and is a predicted model, not a curated record. Gene Ontology annotation, molecular function: sequence-specific DNA binding. Lineage: Eukaryota; Metazoa; Porifera; Homoscleromorpha; Homosclerophorida; Plakinidae. The coding region runs from base 1 to 16560 and encodes 5519 amino acids. The transcript is spliced from 10 exons.